Messenger RNA from Orussus abietinus, 3072 nucleotides. It is a transcript of the gene Cip4, whose product is annotated as formin-binding protein 1-like. Bases 198 to 1994 code for a protein of 598 amino acids. The record is from RefSeq and is a predicted model, not a curated record. Gene Ontology annotation, biological process: signal transduction. The transcript has 10 exons. Lineage: Eukaryota; Metazoa; Arthropoda; Insecta; Hymenoptera; Orussidae. Gene Ontology annotation, molecular function: protein binding.
UUCGGGUUCGGUCGAGCGGUGGUUCGCGGGCAGACAUGUUGAGCGUAAUUUCGCGGUCGUGCGGCGCGAUCUAGACGCGUGAAUUUCAUGCGUUCAGGGAUUCGCGGUGCACCGAGGAAGACGAGCGCGGUCUUAGCUGCGCUACAUGCGAAGUGACGCGCGCAAGCUCCGCCGCCUGGUCCGUCCCGGCCACAAACAUGAGCUGGGGCACCGAACUCUGGGAUCAGUAUGAAAAUCUGUCCCUCCACACGCAGAAGGGGAUAGAGUUUCUGGAGAGGUAUGGUCACUUCAUCCGGGACCGAUGCGCCAUCGAGGUGGAGUACGCGGCGAAGCUCAGACGGCUUGUCAAGAGUUAUCAACCCAAGAAGAAAGAGGAAGAAGAUUAUCAGUACAGCCCAUGCCGCGCUUUCAAGAUGGAACUGAACGAGGUCAACGAUCAGGCUGGCCAGAGAGAGGUGAUCGCUGAAAAUCUCCAGGCUAACGUUCUGCGAGAGCUGAACAUCCUGGUUAAGGACUUUAAGGAGGAUCGGAAGAAGCAUCUCCAGGAAGGGGCCAGACUGAUGGCCACCCUGGCUGGACAAAUCGGAAAUCUUGAGCGCGCUAGGAAAGCCUACGAGAAGGCCUUCCGAGAGGCAGAGAGAGCCCUCGAGAACUACCACAGGGCAGAUGCUGACUUUAAACUUUCGAGAGCAGAGGUGGAAAAGCAGAGGAUGAACAUGACUAUGAAGACCCAACAGAGCGAGGAGGCCAAGACGGAAUAUGCGAACCAGUUGCAGAAAACAAACGAGAUGCAGACCCUACAUUACCACACGUGUAUGCCGGAAGUCUUCCAACAUUUGCAGGAGCUGGAUGAAAAGAGAAUAAAGAACAUGCGGAAUUACAUGCUGAAGUCGGUCGAGAUUGAACGUGCUGUCGCCCCGAUAAUUGCGCAGUGUUUGGACGGCAUCGAAAAGGCGGCUAAUGAAAUUAACGAGAAGGAAGACACGCUUUUAGUGAUAGAACGAUACAAGAGCGGCUUUCAACCUCCGGGUGAUUUUCCUUUCGAGGAUCUCUCAGCCGCGAAGACUUAUGAUAGUAAUAGUCAGCUGUCUCAGCCAAUAAUGCAGCCUUUGCACAAUCAUCUCACGGUUAAAGGAACGGUGUCUGGAGGCAAGAUCAAAAAGAGAGUCGGAAUUUUCGGCAUAUUCAGCAGCAAUAAGAACAAUAUCCCGGGAUAUGGCGAUGGCGCAAAGGAGGACUGCAGUGAUUUGCCGCCAAAUCAGCGAAAAAAGCGAUUGCAGCAGAGGCUCGAUGAAAUUCAGACGAAAAUUCAGCAAGAGACCGCAGCAAGAGACGGCCUCAUGAAGAUGAAGGGUGUCUAUGAACAGAAUCCUGCUCUAGGGGAUCCUAUGAGUAUAGAAGGACAGUUGAAUCAAUCCAGUCAUAAACUAGACAAACUUGGCGCUGAAUUAAUCAAGUUUCAAGGAUACCUUGAAGAGGCAAUGCGUGCAGAUGCUAGCUUAUCUAGCCCCAGCCAGGCGCCUCGAAAACCAACUAGCAACGGUUCAGCCACGAGGCCGUUAAGUUCGAGAAGAUCGAGUCAUUCGGGUGGAGAAGAAAGCCUUUCAAGGUCUGCUUCAGAUUCCAGUGUAUGCAAUGCGAAUGCGAAUCAGUCGACUCAGAAGAAAAGUGCUCCUGGUACUCCUCAGCCGUCGCACGCUUCCACGAAUAGCCCGGAGUCUGGUCUGGGAGCGUCGAGGACAUCACUUCCUGGGAGUGGCAGCGAAGAGUAUUACGUUGACGAAGUCGACGCUCAGCCACCACUUGGCACGUGUCGGGCGCUGUACCCUUUCGACGCUACCAGCGAAGGAUCUAUUCCGAUGUACGACGGUGAGGAACUUUACAUGAUCGAGCUCGACCAGGGCGACGGAUGGACGAGAGUUCGUCGUAUCUCCCAGCCGAUCGAGGGAUUCGUACCGACGUCGUACAUAGAGUACCAUCUCUACAAAACAUAGCUACUUCUCCCUGGUCGUUGAGACGAGUACAUACGCAAUAGCGAGCCUCGGGCUGCAAUCAGCAUUACGAAUUGCCUUCCUUCGUGAUGAAAAUGUGGAUCCAAGUGCUCGGGAACCUCGAUCCACGGAAGGAAGAGGGGGUCGCAAGAUUAACGAGCCCUGCAAGGUAAAGGGGAAAAGGCAAAAUUACAAAAUUAUCACUAGUCUGUCUAUCUUAUAUAGCAUUUACGGACAAUGUCAUCGGAUCUACUUUGUGCCAAGAAAGCGUUGUCGGACCGUAGUGGUACACCGUUAAUUAUAUCCUUUCGGUACCACGGGGGUCCUCUUCUGUUCAUUCCGUUCCUCGAUCGGAAGGGAAUGCCGAGGCGAGGUUGAACUCGUUGCAGCCACGUUGAAGAAGGACGUGCGAAUAGACGAAUUCAGUCUUCCUCAAUGGUGGUGGAACUCGAUGCGAUUGUACGUACAUAUGUACAACUGAGCACGCUGGAGCUACGUAUUGCUUCGUUCUACAUUGCAUGUGGAUGCACUCGCUAAAUGUAACGUUGUCUCGGUGCGAUGUACAACCGUAGAACUCGUCCGCAGCGUGCCCGCACUGCUUCGCGAAACGACGGCUCGACUUGGUCUCUCGUAUGAGUAAACGAUUCGCGGUUGCUGCCUGCAAUCGGAAGGUACACUUACGAAUACACAUCCUGCCCGAGUAUCGCGCGGCCAUCGCGAGUGUGUCGGAAUAUGCCACUUCGUUCUACGUCGUGCCGAGGGGGGGCGCCAAAGCAGGAUUUUAUUAGCGGACGGCCCGUAAAUCGCUGAUACGAGAACGAGAGACUGAUUUUUCUCUAGAGUACCAUACGAUCGCAUUACUCGUGUUCCGUCGAAGUAGGCGCGCAAGCAGAACCGUGGAAAGGGUCGUAACUGUCUUGAGAUGUGCGCUCGAAUCGUCGGAGAUGCGCGCGUAAGACUACUUACGCGCUUGCUCAACUCUUGCUUAAUCUUAAGAUAGUUAAACCUACGUAUUUUCCUUCGUCCACGGUUAACGAACGUCAAAUUGCGUUACUAGAAAAAGAAAAAAAAAAAAAGAGAA